GGCUUCUCUGUGGAGGAACUUCAAUCCUCAACGUAGGCUCGUCGGAAUAAAAAUGUCUUGUUUUUUUUCGCUUUGUACCUCGCCUGGGAAUUGUUGAGCUCAGCUGAACUGCUCAUUCAUCAACCGGUUGUGUGUUCUUCCACAGGACUAUGUGGUGACACCACUGCGUUCCCUGGAAUAUGCUUUGUCUCCAUGGUAACAGGCCUCCUGCAGACCCAGAAAAACAUCGGGCCAAGUUGAUCCUGUUUUUACCCAACAUGACAAUCAGUGAUGAUCAUUUGAAUAGGAACAACUAAAUAUUGCUGAGGUAUCACUACUCUGGAUGAUGGCAACACCACAACUGUGAAUUUUCAAGGAUCAGGAUGCACCAGCUCUUUAGCCAGGUGCUGGGCCAAAGGGAUUUGUCUAGAGCGGGAGAUUUGUUUUCUCUGGAAGAUGCUGCAAUCGAAGACUGCUUGUCAGAGGCUUUGGACCAGAUCAAGUCCAUUUCCUGUUCACAAGAUUAUUUGACCAAUGACAAUGACCAGGCUGUAGUAGAGAUUUGUAUCACGCGCAUUACCACUGCCAUCAGGGAGACAAAUUCCAUCGAGAGGCACAGCACAGCCCUGGUAGGGCUAUGGGAGUCGUGUCUGGAAUAUAACCUCACGCCUCAAGGUGACUACACUGAGGACACGCCUCACACCAAGAUAGCCUCCGACAUUACCAGCUGUAUUCUGCAGAAUUACAGUUGUCCAUCAGUCAUGGUGUUGGCUGUUCCAGUGGCGGUGCGUUUCCUGCAUAGAGGCAACAGAGAAUUGAGACGCAACAUGUCCAGUUAUAUUUCACUGGCUGCUAUAGCUGAGGUCAAUCUGCUGGCUGAACAUACAGAGGACAUAACACUCAGUGUGCUUGCAGGCAACCACAUGCUCCUCCGUGUGCUUCCUUCAGUCUACCCCAGACAACCUGAUGUCAUACACUGUCACCUUGGCAAGCUCACUGGUCUGAUGUCACAGCUGGAGUGCAUAGAACAACAACACCUGAUUAAACUGCUUCAAAUGGUGGCUGAGCAACACCCACUGAUGCUGAGCCCCCAAGUGCCUGCCCUGGUCAGUUACCUAAGCAACCAGUCUCUAAUUGAGGCCAUAUUAGGCACUCUGGUGGAUGUGUCUCAAGCCAGCCCCUCCUCGCUGGUCAGCUGUCUGCCAAAACUCAGGACUGUGGGACAACAAUGGCCUGCUCUCUUGGGUCACGUGGCGAAAAUCCAUGGUGCUGUGGGCAUCAUCAGUGAGGCCCAUGCACACAGUUGUUUGGUCUACCUAGUGUCUCUUCUGGGCAAUCCGGAACACACUUUUCAUCACAUGUUGCUACUGGAGAUCAAAGUUUUGACUGAUCGUUACCCGUCCGUGCUCGGAGGCUCUGGAAAAGACCUCUACAGGCUGAGCAACUCAUUCACUGCCAUAUCCAGGCUGCUGGGGAAGCGGCUGGAGGGGAGUGCCACCGCACGUCGUAGAGAAAAUGGACAAUGUUCGCCAUCUCCUACUGCAUCACGUCAAGAUGAAGAAGGAGCUGCAGUAGAGGGAUCUGACCAGAGGAAGCAGGUGAAGGACGGAGGUGAGGUGGAGGUGCAGGAUGAUUCUCCUGCCCCCCAGCGGAGAUACAGUCUGAACCAAGCAGCGAAGGAGGAGCAACGAGAAAUGAGAUUCAACAGGUCAAAGAGCCUGGCUCUUCAUGCUGUGCGCUUGCGAUCCAUCAACUCGGAUGGCGUGGACGACGGAGACGGAGUGGAGCUGAGUCCAGACAACAUCACCUUCACCAGCACUUUGCCCUGCCAGCAUUCAUCAGAAGACCAAGAAGUGAUGCCUCCUGCGAGGAAACUGACAGACAUUGCACCUACAUCUGCUGCCGCUUCUGUGCCAGACUGUGGGGUCAAAGAGGCAGCGAGAGCUUGUACUGAGCAGAAGAACAAAGAGGAGGAAGCGAGGGUAGCUGACAGACUGUUCAUCCAUUUAAGAGACAAUUUGGAGAUGAUCCGAGAGUUUUGUAAGGACAUGGUCCGACAGAUCCCAAUACCAGAGCAAUGUGUAAUAGAAGAAUCCAACAGAGGAUGUGUGGCCAAACUGUCAUUCUCUUGUCCCCUGAAGGCUCAUUACUGCCUGUAUGCCAAGUCCAGUUUUAACCUAAGCAGCCGGCGGCCCCAUCUUUGGAUCCACAUCAUGCUGCUCCAUUUACAGAGUAAGUCCAACAUUCCUCUGUGCUUGUCAGAUGAAUGUGUUCAGAAGUUGGCUUCUCUUUGGGGAAAGACUCAACUCAAAGGAGCUCACAGCUUCCACAUGGCAAUGACGCAACAUGCCACCCCACACAGAAAGGAACUAGACAGUCUCCAGAUGCAGCUGGAGGAGGUUCGCUUCUUUGACCUUUUUGGCUACAGUGAAGAAGAAGGAGGGUGGCUAUGCUUCAUGUGCAACAACCCUGAAAAGGCCACAGGUGUGAACCAGGAGGGUCAGCCUCUCAUUGAGGGGAAGCUGAAGGAGAAACAAGUCCGCUGGAGAUUCAUUAAGCGCUGGAAGACUCGCUACUUCACCUUGGCAGGAAACCAGCUGCUCUUCAGGAGAGGCAAAUCAAAAGAUGAGCUGGAUGACAUUCCAAUUGAGUUAAACAAAGUGCAAAGCGUCAAGGUGGUGGCUAAGAAGCGGCGUGACCGAGGCCUACCGCGAGCCUUCGAGAUCUUCACAGACAAUAAGACGUACGUCCUCAAAGCUCAGGACGAGAAGCACGCGGAGGAAUGGCUGCAGUGCAUCAAUGUGGCCGUCGCUCAGGUCAGGGAGCGGGAGAACAGAGAGGCCACCACCUACUUGUGACUGCAGCUGCACAACUGCUACUUGGUAGUCGAACCCACACAGUGGGCCUCACCAAACAGUAUGUCAAAGUGUUCAUUUUCAUUCAAUAAAACAUGAUGUCCGACCAAACAAGAAGCACAUACCACUUUUACCAUGACAAAAUGUGAUGGAAGCCAAAUUGUACAAUGAUCAGUAUUGCCAAUUCAUUACUUUGGGUAGGCAUAAAUACGUCAUUUUGCUACAGUUGAUCAAAAUGUGUUGCAUUUUGAAAAAUAAUUCUUCCAAAAUGUUCAGCUUUUGGUGCAUACAACUUAAAGGAGCAAACCAAAAAAAAAAAAGCCACCAUGGCAACGCCGCUGUGUUCAUGAAGAUCUAAAUAAAUUACAGAAAUCACGCGUGUUUGUAAAAUAUGACUUUAUUCUCAUUAUUACAUAUAAUUAAUGUAAUUAAGAAACCAGUAAUUUGCUAGAUCAAUUGAAUAGUUGCAGUGUAUAUGUAUACAAUAUUUGAUUUUUGUUUCUUCACGAUGAAUCAGAUCGCAAAUGAUUUAAUGAGAUAAAGGAUGUUUCAAUUAUCUCAUUGCAGGAGGAACUUUGGAAGUGUUUUGCUUCUGCCCCAGAAAAAAAAAAAACAUAUUAAACAUGAAAAUGAUCACUUUAUAAUGUAAAACUUAUGACAGUACAACGUGAACUUUAUUUUAUUACAAUAUAGAACUUAGUACAUCAAAAUAUGAACUAUAUCACUUUAUAACAUCAAACUUACAGUAUCACCUUAAAAUGUUGGCGUUUUGACAUUGUAAUUUUAAAAUUCAUCACAUUACAAUGUGAACUUUGUGUUAACACGUUUUAACAAGAAACUUAUUACUAAAACAUCAAAUUCAUCACUUAUGAAAUAUAUCAAGACGUAACAUUAAAUUAGUCACUUUAAAAUGUGAAAUUUAUCGCACUUACGGUGUUACAAUGAUCACCCUAAAAUGUCUAAAUCGUCACGUAAUGCUAUCUUUAUCAAAUUGAUGUAUGAAAUUUGUUGAUUUUAUACUGUGAAAUUCUUUAUAUUACAUAUGACUGAACUUAUUUUUUCCUAGUUUGGUACCAACACGCUGCCAAAUUAAUUCAAGGAACAAUCAUCUACGUUGUAUUCUUAAUAAUAUAAAUUCUAAAUGGGCUGUUUUAAAAACUGAGCAGGUCAUAUCAUGUCUGGCUCACCUCUGGUGUAGCAAAGACCCCUUUACUUUGCCAUUUGAAUGUCGUAUUUCAUUUACAGGUUUUGUCACAUUCUUGGAAGAAAUGCAUAUUAUUUCAAAUGUCAAAUCAUGCCUUAAAUGUGUUCAUAAUAUUAGGUGUGAAGAUGAUUGUACGGAAAAUUUGAUCUCUUUUUUUGUUUUGCUUUCUCUGUGGUUUAAAAAAAAAAAGAAGCUCGCAUUACUCCCACACAAAGAGUAGUCUAUUUUAAAAAUUCUCAUCAGGGUCAUGUUGCUUUUCUUUCGCAACUGCUGUCUGGACUGAGAUAUUUUUGGGGGUCCCAAAGCCUAAUUUGAUGUUUUGCGGUGAUCUUGAACUGUUGCCUUACACUGCAGGGAAUAUGUAGGAGAAAACACUGCUGUAAAUCAACCAUUCGGUUUUCCAAGUGAUUUUGUGAAAGUUGUUGGUUUUCACCCAAUAAUUCAUUUAACUUUGUAUUCUGACCUGUUUACUCUUACAUCUCAGUUAAUAUACGGUGAUCCACUCUCAAAUUGUCCCCAGCAUAAAACAUUUUUUAACUGUAUAGACCAGUGGUGUCCAAACUUUUCCCUUAAGGCAGCUAUCAGAAAAAUCAAAGGGCCAUCUUUAAAUCUUUCCACUUUCAUCUGAUUAACAGAGGAUCUGAAUCUGGUUAAAAUAUAUAUAUAUUUUUUUAAACUUUUAAAACAACAUUUGUUUUAACUCAGUGCUUCUCAAUUAUUUUCUGCUACGCCCCCCCAAGCAAGACGUAAAUGUUUCGCGCCCCCCCCCAAACUCUCUGCCGCCACUGUAAAUAGUAUUAUUUGUCUAUAAAAUUACUAUUAUAAAUACGCAUCUGCCUAAUAUUGUGUCGUUUUUUUCUAAUAAAGAAAAAAAGUAACAUAGAUCAACUUAUAAUAAAGUAUAACUUUAUUAACAUUGUUUUGUUUGUAACAGAGAAGACUUGACGUGCAUCAAUUUGCCUGAAUAAAAAAAAAAAAGUUACAUUCAAACUGUAAAAAUACACUCAAGGUACAUUUUUGACCAUUUGAUACAGAAAAAUAAAAUGUAAUAAAAUCAGUAAAUAAUAACAAAUUCAAAAUGAUUAGAAACAUUCACUCGUGAGGACAAUAUGCCAAAAAAUUUGACCGAAAAAACAAAAAUGAAUAAAGGAAAAAAAGAGUGUCCUUGGACAGAAGGACAGUUUUUAUUUUUGCUGCUCACACUCAGUAUUACCUCCUUUGCAAUGGUGUGGAGUCAUAUUGCAAUGAGCAUGCUAACAAUGCUCACUGGUUUACUGAUAUAACACUGACAAAGCAGGACGAUUGUUGGCAAUAUUCGGCACGUUUUCGCUGAAAAACAAUCAAGCGGCUUAUCAAUGAGAUUGGGGUCGAAUGUCUUUAAGUGGCGUCUUAAUUGAUUUGGCUUCUGGCGGUUCGCUAUAAUUAUUUUUAGACACAGUCAACAGUCUUUCCUCAUCACCCACAGUAUUAAAAGUCAAAACUAAAAGGCAAACGGCACGAACAAAGCGCAUUCUCGGCGGCCGAGGUAGAACCGUAGGUGAGGGCGGUGGUCGUUACGAUCCCAAGCCGAAAAUGGCACUUAUCGGGCGGCGGCGUGAGAACCGGUGUUCUGCCAAAAUAUGCUACAUCGGCGAAACGUCCUACAUUAGUCGAAUUUGACACCUAAAGUACUACCGUGCGCUCUUAACUUGUUUUGUUUAGAUGCAUACAGGAAUAAGGUACUAAAACAAUGCCUGCAGAAAAUACUUAAAUGUAGUUAUAUCAAAUAAGGACGGUUUAAACACGCUACGUGACUAAUGUGGUCAACUGCUUCAAAGCUAACACAAAAAAACACAAUGGUUAAAAGUAUGAGAGGGUAAUACAUGCAAAAAGUAUCUUUGAGGCUGUGAAAAGGUUCUAAAUAACUAAAUAAAAACAAAAAUAGUGAGUAAUCACCGCCUCUAACCGAUGUGCGCAUGCGUGUGAAUGCAUGCGCAAGCGCCCUGAGCAUUGUGUAGGACGUUUCGCCGCGUAGUAAGGAAUGGCCGAACACCGGACAAGACAGUGGGUCGCUGCGUGAGUGAGUCCGGUCGGAAAACGGCGGCGGCGCACUGCUCUUCAUAUUUGUUUUCUGUGUGAUGAGUGCUCUUCCUUAGUUCAAAAAUACUGCACGCACUCUGAAAAUGAGAGCGCCACUGCCACCCACUGAGUGGAUGCGCAAGUACACUUUAUUCCAGUACGGCAGAAAAAAAAAAAAAAGCAUGUUCCCCGAGGUCACACGCCCCCCCCCCGCCAUCGCUCUGCGCCCCACCAGGGGGGCGCGCCCCACUAUUUGAGAAGUACUGGUUUUAACUUAAUGGCUGCUAUUGACGACGAGAGACAUACCAUCCAUUUUGAAUGGGAGGGUUGGCUGCGAUCGUUCGUCAAAAUGGAUGGGAUGUUUAUCGCUAUCAAUAGCAUUGAAACAUGACCACUCCAUACCAGGCUUUCAUAUUGAAAUGAGUAAUUCAGAGUUAUAAGGAUAUUGCAAAAUAUACCGUAGUUUUCGGACAAUAAACCGCUACUUUUUCCCCUCAUUUUGAAUCCUGCAGCCUAUAGUCAAGUGCUAUUAGUAAUAGUAUUUGUUGAUUUAUUUGGGUUAAUAGGGAACACUUUAUUUGACAGCGGCAUCAUGAGCCUGCCAUAAGACCGUCAUAAUUGUGACAUGACGCUAUCAUGGGCAUUAAUGAAAGCUUAUGACAGAUGUAAUUAAGUGUCAUCCGGCAAAUUAUGUCCCUAUCUCCAUUUAUGUCCAGCUCAGAUCUUUUAUAUUCAUUCAAAAGUGAGAUUAUUUGCCUAAUGACACAAAAUGGCGUCUGUCAUAAGCAUUCAUUAAUGCUCAUGGUCGUGUCAUGUCAUAAUUAUGAUGGUCUUAUGACAGUCUUAUGGCGCCACUGUCAAAUAAAGUGCUACCAAAUACCAUAACUAGCAAUUAAUGAAACAACUGAAACUAAUUAAAGAAAUAAUUAGCACAGAUCAUGAAUUUUGAUUCUUAUUCACAUCUGUGGUGCUGCAAUGCAUGCUAGGAGGCAUGUUGGACAACAACUGUGUUGACAGCAGGUGGCAGCAGAGAUUGACGAUUGAUGACUGUCUCCCCCAAGGGAUCAGUGAUGGACAAAUCAAUGAAGCUUUGCAGCCAAUUUGAUCCAAGCUUCAUGGUGGUUCAUUUGGUCUUCAUUUGGUCAUUUGACAGUUUUAUGAUGCCGCUGUCAAAUGUGUUACCGGUUAAUAUCUUUUGGUGUGCAUAUCCCAUAAUACAAUGAGGACAACUGCAGCUUAUAGUCCAGUACAUCUUAUCUAUGACCAAAUGCCGUUUUUGUGUCAAAGUUGGUGGGUGGCGGCUUAUAGUCAGGUGCGCCUAAUUGCCUAAAAAAUAUGGGAUGUAUUUAUUUACACUACUGAAACAACAUUGCAGAACAAAGAGAAAAUGUCCAGCGACAGCAAAAAAGUCAAGACAAUCACAAACAAGAUAGCUAAAUUUACAUUGGAUUAUUGUCUAGUAAAACACAGCGGACCCUCAUGAUACGAGCACAAUCCGUUCCACGACCAAACUCGUGACAUGACCAUGGUUUAGCCUUUGAGUGUUUUAAAAGCAACCUAGGAUAGAAAAACUUCUUCUAGUUCUUGAAAGAUGAACAUUAGUAUGGCUCAAAAUAAUUUGAUAUUCAAACCACUCUUGAUGAUUUUCAUACAAUUUGUAAAAUUAGUUUAACUAGUAGGUUGCAAUUGUUGUUGACGUCGCAGGGCGGUGACGUCACUGGGUUACGCUGCCGGGCUUCCAGAAUAUGACUCUUGUGACAUAAACAUUUAAUCUGUUCAGCCCUUUCAAUUUGAACCUGAGAGGAACAAUAAUGAGCAUGACGGCACUGUCGAUAUUUCACAAAACGAGCAGCAAAAGCAAAAUGAACAGGAAAGACGGAAUGGGACGAGACGAGAGUAGGACAAAACCGGUGUUCUGCCAAAAUGUGCUACACCAGUGAAACGUGCUACAAGAGACACAUUUGACACCCAAAGUACGACUGUACGCUUUCAGCUUGCUUUGUUUAGAUGCAUACAGGCAGAACAUACUAAAGCUGCCUUAAGAAAAUACUUAAACGUAGUAAUAUCAAAUGAGGGUGGUUUAAAUAUGCUACGUAACGUACCUAAUGUGACAACAAAACACAACAAUACUUAUAAGGAUAAGAAGGAAACACACGCAAAAAGUAUUUUGAAGCUAUGAAAAGAUAAUAAAAGGCUCAAUAAAAACACAACUUGUAAGUACCCGCCACUUUUAACUGAUGUGCGCAUGUGUUGGAUGUCUUGCCGUGUAGGAAGGGAUUGCACAACACCGGUAGUGUUCGUCUAGUGACAGUGACAGCUGCGAACCCCGCACUGUCGCUAGAUGCAGGUAAAAAGAAAAAAGGAAGUGUUCAAUAGCACACUGUUUGUAACAUUGAGUAAUAUCACAAGUACCAUGUUAUUUUUUUCUACAUCGAUGGUGUUUGUAUUGUUUAUCGAUCUACAUAUUAGUGGCAAUCAGUAACUCAAGUCCUCAGAUGAAAACCAACAAAUCUGUUACGGUCCGUGAAUACGGAAGGAAGUUAGGAUCCCAAAUGGCAGACAGCAAUAACAGAGGGAUUGCAUGCAAGGGUUUAUUUAACACAAAAAAAACAUGUGCUCGCGAAAAGGGAGACAAAAAAAGGCUCUGUGACAGUUGGUCAGGAUCAAUUAAAAAAACGAUGGAAAACAACAGUGAGAGGCAGACAAACGAAAAAAACAAGGCAAUGAUGCAACUAGCAAUGAAGGGAUAUACACACUGUCAAAAGGCAGCAAGUCAGUAUCUCGGCAACCUGCCUAGGAUCGUUUUAAAAACACUGCUGAUGAGCUGGAAUUGGAUGCAGGUACAACGUCGGGAACUCAUCCCAGAGCUCUGUAACAAAACAAUCUGACUAGCAGCAGAAUGUGACAAAAUCAUGCCAGUCGUCAUACUAGCUUAGCUUGCUAGCUAGCACAGCUAUUCCCCCAGUCCAGGCCAACUACGUCAUCUCCCCGAGUGUCCAUUGCGCGCAUAAAACACUGCCCUCCGUAGGUCAAAACGUACUAAAUAUCAAUUUUUAAAUUAAUGGCAAUAUUCCAUGUGUUUCUAAUUUUUUUUUUUUUUGUAAAAGUGAACAAUUGUGGCUUAUUAGAGCCUACAAGUCUUUAAGUCUGAGGUUCCUUUUAAGUAGAACAUUUCACCAUUCAUGUCGUAAGUGUAAAGAAAAGUUAACCAAUGUAAAAGUCAUCUCUGUUUUUAGGCAUCUGGUGGCUGCCUCACCGUUAAGAGGUUCUUGACUUAACAAGGAAAAAAAAUCUUUUAAAAAGUCUUUUAACUGUGGCGGCUCCACUGCACGUAAAUAUCUUCAUUAGACAUCUUUGGGCAACAGCUGCAACCCUUCUAGCUGCAGACAUAACAUUUGCUCAUAUUACCCACGUUGCGUUCUCUUUGCCCAUUUCCUCUCACUCGCCCCUCACAAUCAAAUUUAGUGUUAGCCAUCAUGUGGGUUGAGAUGUUACACCAUUUAGAUGCAAUCUACAUUCAUUAAAGUGGAUGUGUGUGGGAGCUGGUGGCAUUACAUGUGUGAAAUAUUGUGACAUGGAACAAAGUUGAGAGGGAGGAGGUAUUCAAGCAUAAUUCUACAAGGGAAGACCAAAAACAAGAGUUUAACCUGAUACUUGAGAACUGUGGGGCAGUCGUCCUAACCACUGGCUCAGUAUGCCAGUUUCAAGUCCCCUGCAAUAAAUACAUAUGGAUAAAGUCAAUGCUAAUGAUAGUAAGCAUGACAUUUCUGUCUUUAAUAGUAGUAAUUGCUUGAUUUUUUUUUUUUAAAUCAAAGAAUGUUUUUUUUGUGUGUGUGUGUGCAGAUGAUCAAUAGUGUAAAAUGACUACUGAAUGACCAACAUUGUCCUGUUCUUCCUUUGACUAUGAACUAUUAUUGAUUAUAUUUUUACCAUGUUGCAUGUCUAACUGCUUUUUCUCACCAUAUGUCAUCAAUAAAUAU
Molecule: messenger RNA, 10076 nt
Organism: Corythoichthys intestinalis (scribbled pipefish)
Lineage: Eukaryota; Metazoa; Chordata; Actinopteri; Syngnathiformes; Syngnathidae
Gene: veph1
Product: ventricular zone expressed PH domain-containing 1
Exons: 16
Coding region: 363-2837 (824 amino acids)
Biological process (GO): regulation of signal transduction
Cellular component (GO): plasma membrane
Molecular function (GO): phosphatidylinositol-5-phosphate binding
Source: RefSeq, a predicted model, not a curated record